UCAACAAUGAGCUAUAAAUUUAUCAUGGAAGAUGGAAACAGAAAAACUGUAGAUGAGGAUGGGAAUGAUCCUAUGGAGAUUGAAGAUGAGGAGGAUCCGUAUAAACUUGAUGAAUUAUCAUCUUAUACUGCUUAUAUGACAGUAGUAUGA
Molecule: messenger RNA, 150 nt
Organism: Cokeromyces recurvatus
Lineage: Eukaryota; Fungi; Mucoromycota; Mucoromycetes; Mucorales; Mucoraceae
Exons: 1
Source: RefSeq, a predicted model, not a curated record